AUGAAAGGAGAAAAAAUGCAACCUCCUUCCCCCCCCCGAAAAGCGCUCCUGUCCUUCUCUCAUGUCAUUAUCAUCAUCCUCCUCUUUAUCGCCCAGCCUGCACAUCAAAUUGGAUUAAGAAAGGACACCCGCUUUAUGCUCGGAAGUGCAAACCACCAAAGUAGGUCUCCUUUUGUUAAGAGAACAAAAAUUUCCAAUUCAAUUUUUUUCCCUCUAGGAAGGAAAAGGGGAAAAUUCACUUCCAUUAGUAGCGACGUUUUUAAAGAUGAUUCGUCUCAUAGGAGAGUAAAAGACGAAUGGAAGAGUUACGUGGUCAAUGUGAACUCUAGUCAGAAGGAUAACCACCAAGGGGGUUGUAAAGUGCUCAAGGAGGAGAAACAAUCGUCCUCGGUAGAAAUCGUUGCUGAUGGAAGAAGUACGAGUAACGAGAACAGUCGUCUUGGUGAUGAAACAAAUUAUAGGUGUGCGUCCAUUGAGCGAACAAGCCAAGGAAAGGCACCCUCGGAGGAGCAAAUGCAUAUAUUGCAAAAUAAUCUGAUUGAAGGACUCAUCAGCAAAUUUUGGCCAUUCGGAGAACACAAGGACGAUGCGCGUAAGAAGGAAGAAGGAGAUUCCACAGGGAGUGGGUAUGGAGGAAGUGGAAACCCCCCAGAUCCAGACAAGAACCCAUGGUCAUCAAACCAGUCGACGGAGAAGCAGUCAGAUGAACCUUCCUCAGAGGAGGGACCCUCAAGACAGACGCAUCGGCCCAGUAGAGGGACUGACCAUGAUAAGGAAACCAACUUCCUACUAAAGGCACUGGAUACGGGAAAGUUCAAAUCCUACUGUCUCGUCGAAAAUAUUGACGAGAACAUAGAUAAUUGCGAAAUAUAUAUGAGUAAGGAAAAAAUGGAGGAGUUAAACCUAAGUGAGGGGUUCACCGUUCUUUUAAAAGGAAAGAAGAAAAAGGAGAUGUUAGCUGUUACAAAACUAGACAGAAGGUUAAAUAAACAUUUCGUGGUUAUCUCCUUUGCCAUGAAGAAGAACCUGAGACUCAUGCACAACGAUAUUAUUAAGAUAUACCCAUUAGUGAAAGUAAGUCCAUUGAGAAAUGUUGUGCUUAGCCCCUUUAGUGACACCGUAGGAGGGUUAAGUAAGAGAGAGUUGGAGGAGGAGGUAAUAAAGCCAUAUCUAAAAGGGAGCUUCAAACCGCUGUGUGAGAAUACCAACUUAUACAUCUCACAUAAAGGGAAGAAGAUCGAGUUUAGGGUUGUGAAGUUGAUGAAGGAGGGAGAGGAAGGAAAAAAUGAAAAGGAACAGGACAAGUCGGAUGGAAUGUCGGGUGGAAUUACUCAUGAAGGACGAGUGGACAUUCCUACCUCCCAGCAGUACGGCUACGUAGGUGACAAUGCCAUCAUCACGCUGGACGACGAAUACCUGAACAGAGAAGAUUACGAAGAGCACACAGAUGACAUUACCUAUGAGGAUCUAGGAGGGAUGAAGAAGCAAUUGAAUAAAAUAAGAGAACUUAUUGAAUUACCACUAAAGUACCCAGAAAUAUUUAUCAGUAUAGGAAUAUCUGCUCCCAAGGGGGUACUUAUGCAUGGAAUUCCAGGGACAGGAAAGACAUCGAUCGCUAAGGCAAUUGCUAAUGAAAGUAAUGCGUACUGUUACAUUAUCAAUGGACCAGAAAUUAUGUCGAAGCACAUAGGUGAAUCUGAGCAGAAGUUACGGAAGAUUUUUAAAAAAGCUAGCGAGAAAACACCAUGUAUUAUCUUCAUAGAUGAAAUUGAUUCCAUCGCAAAUAAAAGGAGCAAAAGUACCAACGAGUUGGAGAAGAGAGUCGUUUCACAAUUAUUAACUCUCAUGGAUGGCUUAAAGAAAAAUAAUAACGUGUUAGUUCUGGCUGCCACCAACAGACCCAAUUCCAUUGAUCCUGCUUUAAGGCGUUUCGGUCGUUUUGAUAGAGAAAUAGAAAUACCUGUUCCAGAUGAACAGGGUAGAUACGAAAUUCUACUAACUAAAACAAAGAAAAUGAAGUUAGAUGCAGAUGUUAAUUUAAGAAAAAUAGCUAAGGAAUGCCAUGGAUAUGUCGGUGCAGAUCUUGCACAGCUGUGUUUUGAAGCAGCCAUUCAAUGUAUCAAGGAACAUGUGCACUUUUUGGAUCUGGAUGAGGAGGAUUUUAUCGAAUUUAUGAAAAUAAGUGUUGAUGAGCGGGGGGGUAGUGGUGGGGUUGGUAACAAUAUGGAAGGAAAUAAUCUAUUACCUAGUGGAGAGGAGCAGGAGAAGAAGAAAAAGAAAAGGGGUUUCUUUUUCCAAAGGGAAGAAUCGAAAUCGGUUGAUACUUCGGCCAAGUUGGGGGGGUCAGGCGGAAAGGCAAAUUCCUCCAACAAAGGUACAGAAGGAUUCGACAGUAGGACGAAGAAAAUCCCACCCUACAUUCUUAACAAAUUAACAAUAAAAGCAAAGCAUUUCCAACAUGCACUGAACAUUUGCAACCCGAGUUCGCUUAGAGAAAGACAAGUCCAAAUCCCCACCGUGACGUGGGAUGAUAUCGGAGGAAUGCAGGAGGUAAAGGAACAACUGAAGGAAACUAUUUUGUACCCUCUGGAAUAUAAACACCUGUACACUAAAUUUAAUUCUAAUUACAAUAAGGGUAUAUUGCUUUAUGGCCCCCCCGGUUGUGGGAAAACAUUAUUAGCCAAAGCAAUUGCUAAUGAAUGCAACGCAAAUUUCAUUUCUGUGAAAGGACCAGAAUUGUUAACCAUGUGGUUUGGUGAGUCGGAGGCUAAUGUACGAGACCUGUUUGAUAAAGCACGCGCAGCUUCUCCGUGCAUUAUUUUCUUCGAUGAAAUAGAUUCACUAGCAAAGGAACGCAACAGUAACAAUAACAACGAUGCAAGUGACAGAGUCAUCAACCAAAUUCUCACAGAAAUUGAUGGAAUAAAUGAAAAAAAAACUAUUUUCAUAAUCGCUGCGACAAACAGACCAGAUAUUCUUGACAAGGCUCUCACGAGACCAGGCCGUCUAGACAAGCUCAUAUAUAUUUCUCUACCAGAUUAUAAAAGUAGAUAUAGUAUUUUUAAAGCCAUUUUGAAGAACACACCCCUUAGUGAGGAUGUAGAUCUUCAUGAUAUGGCAAAACGGACUGAAGGAUUUUCGGGUGCGGAUAUUACCAACCUGUGUCAAAGUGCUGUGAACGAAGCCAUUAAGGAAACCAUCCAUCUGAUUAACCAAAGGAAGGCGGAGAAAGGAGGUGCACGAACGCAGGGUGCGGAUGAACACUAUGAUCCCGUGCCUACCCUCGCCAAGAAGCACUUCGAAUUGGCAUUCAAAAAUGCCCGCAUUUCCAUUAGGCCAGAGGAUGUCCUCAAGUACGAGCGCUUUAAGGAGAAGCUCUCCCUUCAGAACUUCGAAUGA
This is a messenger RNA of Plasmodium knowlesi strain H, 3399 nucleotides long. RefSeq names its product cell division cycle ATPase, putative. The transcript has a single exon. Gene Ontology annotation, molecular function: ATP binding; ATP hydrolysis activity; polyubiquitin modification-dependent protein binding. Gene Ontology annotation, cellular component: cytosol; nucleus; VCP-NPL4-UFD1 AAA ATPase complex. Gene Ontology annotation, biological process: retrograde protein transport, ER to cytosol; autophagosome maturation; mitotic spindle disassembly. The record is from RefSeq and is a predicted model, not a curated record. Bases 1 to 3399 code for a protein of 1132 amino acids. Lineage: Eukaryota; Apicomplexa; Aconoidasida; Haemosporida; Plasmodiidae.